AUGACAUGGUCUGAAAAUGCAAUAACAGUUGCAGGAGGUAAUGGUAGAGGUUCAGCAUUAAAUCAACUCAAUCGUCCAAAUUCUUUGUAUGUCGAUGCUAAUGAAAAUGUGUAUGUAGCAGAUCGAUUGAAUCAUCGUAUUGUGAAAUGGAAACCUAAUGCCUCUAGUGGAGAAAUUGUGGCUGGUGGAAAUGGUCAAGGUUUAAAUGCAUAUCAGUUGGACAGACCACUGGAUGUGUCUGUAGAUGCUGGUGGAAAUAUUUUUAUUGCGGACGAAUCGUGUCGUGGGAUAUUAAAGUGGACUAAUGGUGCAAGUUGUGGUCAAGCUAUCAUGGCUGCAUAUCGUAGUGAUUGCGCUUAUCUUUGGAUUAAUUCACAUAGAAAUAUUUACACACUAGAUAGUAUCACGUACACGGUGAUAAAAUUAUCUGAAGAUUCUUUCGAACAAGUUGUUGUUGUAAGAGCAAAUGGACGUGGAAAUGCGUCAGAUCAAUUUAUCGGUCCAGAAGGUAUUUAUGCAGAUGAUAAUGGUGAUGUUUAUGUGGCAGAUACUCACAAUCAUCGCAUUCAAUUAUGGUCAAAUGGUUCAUCCACAGGUAUCACCGUAGCUGGAGGGAAUGGUCAAGGGACUAAGUUAAAUCAACUUAGCAGACCACUAUCGGUUAUUCUCGACGAAAACAAAAAUGUUUAUGUACCAGAUUACGAAAAUCAUCGUGUGGUGAAAUGGCCUGUAGGUGCUGCAAGUGGAGUAGUUAUUGCAGGUCAUGGUGGCAGAGGCAGUAGAGCAAACCAAUUAAACCUUCCAAUGGCAAUAAAAUUCGAUAAAAUUGGUAAUAUGUAUGUUGUUGAUCAAGGCAAUAAUCGUAUACAAAAAUUUAUCAUUAAUAACAGUAGUUCAAAUGAUGAUUGUAAGCAUACGUACACAGAUCUAAUAUAAGUUAAGAAAACGUACCGAGCGCUUAUAUCUCAGAAUUAUACAAUGUAGCCUAAAAAUGUUUUUUUCUUCUAUUUUUACUAUUUGAUUCAAUUUUAUCAACUAAAUUUUUGUUUUAAAGGAUGGGCAGACAUACCGAGUUUUUAUUUAAACGAACAACCUUCAAUGGUACUAUUCGAAGCUAAAACUUUUAACCGAAAUACAGAAAUUUAGCAUGUUUACUAUUUCUAGAAAAACACAUAAAUGGUAUCUGUUUUAAUUGCUUGAGUUUUGACUUAUUACAGUUCAGUUCAUUUUUAUGAAGACAUAUUAAAAUAAAAUUCUAUGAAGAGACUGUUCAAGAAUUCGAGAGUAUAAAGAUUCGAAUCACUCAAUAAGUUGAAGUAAUUAAAAAAGAAAUGUUACAUAAUGUUUGUCUGAAAAUGGAAAUUUCAUAUUUCGGUUAAAGGUCUUAACGUUGAACAGCACUUCUGAAACAUAUUCGUGUCAAUAAAAACUUGAUGUAUAGACCAAUGAUUUAAAAGAAAGUUUAGUUGAUAAAGUUGAAUCGAAUAGUAAAGAUAGAAGAAACAACUUUUAGGAAAGGAAUUUUAGAACACACUGUAUAAUUCGAAUCUUUAUUAUCCAGAUUGAUUUUGGUUAUUUUGUUUUAUAUUGAUGGAACGAAACAAGUUUGAAACAAUUUUAUAAAACUGAGACAGCAAAAAACUUGGGAGCUAUUUGUAAAUUAAAUUAUUUUUUUAGCCUGUUUUCUAUGAUCCAGAUCAAGUAUGUGCUUUUACAAAUUUAUUCAUUAUUGUUAAUAAUGAAACAUUAUAUAAACACUUUGCUUGACUUCUACUAAUGUUUUAUUUUGAAUACUUUAUUAUUUAUCAUUCCUUUGUAUUUAUCUUUCUAUUAACAUCAUUUUAUUUCCUUUAACUUAAAACUGAUAUUUAACAAACAUAAAUAGUUGAUUGUAAUAAUGGUUUAAUUACAAUAGGUACACUUUUUGUUAUUUUUGUUAUCAAAAAUAGAAUUUGGUGCUUUACCGUUUGUACAUCAGUAUGUAAGACACUUACGCAAGGGAGUACGUAACAGUAAUGGCAUGUGUGAUUGAUAAAAACCACCUAAAUUUUUCUCACGUUCUUCUGUUUCCAUGCGCAUAUAUUUAUUAUUUUUUCAAAUAAAUUAAUAAAAGUAGUUAAUAAAUAAUAAAAGUUACUAACACAGAAGGGUGUGGGUGUGGGUGUGGGUGUGGGGUGUGGG
This is a messenger RNA of Rotaria sp. Silwood1, 2181 nucleotides long. NCBI's taxonomy places the organism in Eukaryota, Metazoa, Rotifera, Eurotatoria, Philodinida, Philodinidae. The record is from the annotation of a GenBank genome assembly.